Gymnodraco acuticeps is the source of this 2986-nucleotide messenger RNA. RefSeq names its product voltage-dependent calcium channel gamma-4 subunit-like. Gene Ontology annotation, biological process: calcium ion transmembrane transport; postsynaptic neurotransmitter receptor diffusion trapping; positive regulation of synaptic transmission, glutamatergic. Gene Ontology annotation, cellular component: postsynaptic density membrane; voltage-gated calcium channel complex; AMPA glutamate receptor complex. The record is from RefSeq and is a predicted model, not a curated record. The transcript is spliced from 4 exons. Gene Ontology annotation, molecular function: channel regulator activity; voltage-gated calcium channel activity. The coding region runs from base 378 to 1352 and encodes 324 amino acids. NCBI's taxonomy places the organism in Eukaryota, Metazoa, Chordata, Actinopteri, Perciformes, Bathydraconidae.
AGUGUUUUUUUGGGCGAAGAUAAAGGGGAUAAACGGAAUACUGAAGUGGUGAAGAGGUUUGAAGGGUUCUGAAUUUGUACACGAUGUUGCAGUCGUGUUUCCAGGCGCGCUUAAAACCUGUGUUGAGCCUCCGGAGUGGGCACAGCUGGUGUCAUCUCACUUUUACCGCUGCAAGUAUGUUUUGAGCAUCAAGUGAGCGUUUCAGAUAAUAUCCCUGCUCCUUUUCCCUUUCUUUGUCUGGGCUAUAGUUUCUUUUUAAGCAGAGGAGCAGAGAGGGACGCACCUAAACCUAAAAGUAUGACCAAAGCUUCCGCGCCCUGACGCGCUCCUCUGAGCGCACGUUGGACCGGUGAGCGUAUGGACUAGUAUGAAGCGCUAUGGCUUGGUGUGACCGCGGGGUUCAAACGCUGCUGGCCAGCUUCGGGGCUUUCGCUGCCUUCAGCCUGAUGACCAUCGCAAUCGGCACGGACUACUGGCUCUAUUCGCGGGCGUACAUCUGCAACAGCACCAAUGCCUCAUCAGACGAGAGUCAGUCGCAGCCCAGAACCAAAAAGGGCGAUCUCACCCACUCCGGGCUGUGGAGAAUCUGCUGUAUUGAAGGCAUCAAUCAAGGCAGCUGUUUCAGAAUCAACCAUUUUCCGGAUGACAACGACUACGACACAGACAGCUCUGAAUACCUGCUGCGUAUAGUUCGUGCCUCCAGUGUGUUCCCCAUCAUCAGCACCUUCCUGCUGAUGUUCGGCGGGCUGUGUGUCGGGGCGGGUCGAGUUUACAACAAGACAAACAACGUCUUCCUCAGUGCAGGAAUUCUCUUUGUAGCUGCAGGUCUGAGCAACAUAAUAGGCAUAAUUGUCUACAUCUCCAGCAAUGCGGGAGACCCCAGUGAUAAACGCGACGAUGACAAGAAGUACACUUACUCUUACGGCUGGUCGUUCUACUUUGGCGCCUUGUCCUUCAUCGUUGCCGAAACUGUGGCAGUCCUCGCCAUCAACAUCUACAUUGAGAGGAACAAGGAAGUUCGCUGGAGGGCGCGGCGCGAGUUCAUCCGUUCGCUCUCUUCCUCUUCCCCGUACUCAAGGAUACCCAGCUUCCGUUAUCGCCGGCGGACAUCACACGCCAGCUCUCAUUCGACGGAGGCCUCGAGGGAGAACUCUCCUGGGGCCGGUCUGAAGGGGAGGCCAUCUUCCAGUGGGCCCCUGGACGAGCUGUCCAUGUACGCGCUGGCGAGGGACAGUGUGACGGACAACACGUACAGCCCAGAACACGGGUCUGGUGCUGACUUCCUCCAGGUCCAUAACUGUUUUACCACUGAUUUAAAGGACGGGGUGAAUCACAGGACCACACCGGUGUGAGGGACAUGCUGCUGCUGAGUUGGAGGGUCAACUAGAAGUGGAUGAACAGGAACUGAUGAAAAUGCAGUGGGUCUGUUGAAGCCUGAGUGCUUGUGAUAGCCUGCCAUCUUAGAGGCACAGUUAUACAAAAAAGAGAAGAGAUUACAGUCAGACAGAUGGGAAAUUAGCAAAUUAACAGAACAUGAGAACAAUUUAUCUGCUUAAAGGGAAUCAUCAAAGCAGAAUAGAGUUACAGAGUGGAUGCUGUAGCUGGAUUGAAAUUGACGCUAUCUGUCAACUGAAAUGCUUUAAUGAGAAGCGUGAGGAUGAAAACCUUUGAUUGUGUAAUAGUUACUAAACAUUGAGGUUGUGAUGUGUUGAUGUGAGCCGAUCAGCAGUAUGCUACCAAGGUGCUAAAAGGAAAUGUACUCUUCAACUUGAAAGUAUUCCAUUUGUGUGUGCAGUUAAAAUGUGGACCCCUAUUUGUAUUGUGUCCUCAUAACCAGUUUGGUUUUGUCUUGUACUCUAAUUUGAUGAAAGAGACAACAGAAACUCUAGCAAUGUCAUGUAUAAGAAUGACUGGCCUUUUAAACAAACAUAAAUUAUCAUAAUUGUUUUGCUUUUUUUCAAGAGUGUGUGGUUGGGGGGCCAGUGUUUUCACAGAUGAUUGACUUGCUGAGUUGUAAUGUACUAAAUGUUCAGUAUUUUUAACAGAUUGUACACGCUGACCAUCCAGUCUAUAUGAAAGGUUUUGUCUCACUUGCCGUCCUAGCCUCAUAUUUAUUAUUCUUUGACAUUUUCCAGUCAAACGAAAUGCCUGUGGAGCACCUCUAUUCAAUCGCUUGUUUUUAUCCACUUCCACAUCAGUCAGCUAUUCUUCCAUCAGCCCCCCGAUGGACGUGACAUUGUGAAUGCGCCUGUCACAAGAGAAGAGCAGCUGAUAAAAAAGAGGGUUACCAGAACUGUGAAAACGGCACACAGGUCAGGACUUCCUUUGGCUCUGAAUGAAAACACCCAUAGUGCUGAAUGGAUUGGAUUCAGACCGAGAAUCUUUAUCACAACGCCUGUGGGUCCAUCUGCCCCCCUCCCCCCGCCAUGUUGAGUAGAGGACUCAGACAGAAGCAGAGGGAGCUGUCUGCAUCUGUGUCCCUGAAGGAUGUGUGUGUGUGUGUGUGUGUGUUGUCACCUUGAACAUCCAUCACUGCUCUUUCUUUUAGUUCUCUCAGGAAAUAUUGUGUUGUCGUGGCAGGGAUGAACACUUUUGAGGUCAUCUCCCUUCUUGGUGGCACGGCUGGGAAACGAACCGAUGAAAAAGAUAAACCUGGUGAAAAUGAUUUGGAAAAAAAAUGCCAUUACAGUUUUUUUUUGUAAAUGCUGUGAGUGUUUGCUUGAGCUUGCUCCAAGAACCAGCUGGGGAGUUCUUUUUUCAUUCUUAGGCUAACCAGUUGGUUCUGGUUUGGCAAGCGAGCUCACUCAACCACAACAUCGUAUUUGAUUGUAUUUGGUGUAGUUUGAUAUCCCAUUAGAGGUACCACUACCAGGCUAAACUUAUGUAAAACAAAGCCAUCAUCAGUAUGAUCCAUUGUAGAGUGUAGAUCUUACACUUUUAUAUCAGUUUGGGUAUAAAAUCCAAAUGUGUUUGUUUGUAAUGUAAA